Molecule: messenger RNA, 2787 nt
Organism: Paraglomus brasilianum
Lineage: Eukaryota; Fungi; Glomeromycota; Glomeromycetes; Paraglomerales; Paraglomeraceae
Source: the annotation of a GenBank genome assembly
AUGUUUCGUCUGAUCAGAUUACCUUUAACUUCCACUCGCCCACGUUUUUCCCGAUCAAUAUCAACCGCUCCAAAAAUCAUAGCCAUUCGCAGAGAGGACAAAAGCGUGUGGGAACGUAGAGUUGCACUUACCCCGGAUGCAAUAAGUGACAUCAUCAAACAAACCGGAACAACUGUAUACGUUCAGCCAAGCAAUAAUAGGAUAUUCAAUGACGAAAAGUAUGUUGAGGCUGGAGCCAUAAUACAAGAAGAUGUCUCGCCGGCAGACAUAAUAAUAGGAAUAAAAGAGGUUCCAACUCGUAACUUAAUUCCAAAUAAAACAUAUGUAUUCUUCUCUCAUACGACCAAGGGACAGCCGUACAACAUGGCAAUGCUCAAAGACAUUCUAGAUAAGAGAAUACGGUUGAUUGAUUACGAGUUAAUGACAAACGAUGACAGGAAACGACUUGUUUUGUUUGGUACUCACGCAGGAUAUGCAGGAAUGAUCGACGGACUGCAUGGUCUGGGACUGCGGUUGCUUGGACUAGGAUACAAUACACCAUUCAUGCAUAUCGGAAUGUCUCACACUUACGACACACUCUCGUCGGCAAGAUCGGCAGUACGAGCAGUUGGUGAUACAAUUACCAAAGAUGGGUUACCGAGUGAGGGAGCUCAAGAUAUUUUUAGAGAACUUCCUCAUGAGUAUGUGGAAGCAAAAGACUUGAAAUCAAUUGUCAGCGGCAAAUAUGGAAGAAGUAGGCGGCUCUACGCAUGUCACGUGAAAUUAGAAGAUUAUUUACGUCGCAAAGAUACCGACAAAUUUGAAUCAAAAUCCGACUAUUAUGCUAACCCGGAUAAGUACAUUUCAACCUUUCACACUGAGAUCUCUCCAUACACGACAAUGUUGAUUCAUGGUUCAUACUGGGAUGCAAGAUAUCCAAGGCUACUUACAACCGAACACCUUCGAUCAAUCCAAGCAGAUUCGAACAAUAAGCAUCGACUGUUGAGUAUUGCGGAUAUUAGCUGUGACAUUAAGGGAUCAUUGGAAUUCACAUCUCAUUCUACCACGAUAGACGAUCCAUUCUAUUAUGUCGAUUCUAUCGCCGGAGAAGAGCAUAAAGACAUGGCACGCAAUGGAACGCAAAUCAUGGCUGUAGACAUUUUACCAACUGAGAUUCCUCUCGAAAGUAGUCAACAUUUCAGUAAAGCAUUUUACCCAUUCAUACUAGAACUGAUACAAAAACACGCUAUUACAAAUCCUGUUCUCAAACGUGCAACAAUUGCCGAAGAUGGCAGCCUCACCCCUGCAUAUAAUCAUCUAUAUGACAAGUUGCAAGGUAUUGAACAAGAGAAAAAAGUACAACAACAUAAUGAGAAAAGAAAGCGUGUACUGGUAUUGGGGAGCGGGUUUGUCGCAAAACCACUGGUCGAUUAUUUAAAUAAAUUGGAAGGUGUGGAUAUCACUGUUGCAAGCAACACCAAGCUAGAAGCAUCAACAUUGGUCAAAGGACUCGACGGAAUAGAGGUUGCCGAAUUAGAUGUUCGUGAUAUUGGGAGGAUGAAGACAUUGGUAGAUAGUUGUGAUGUAGUUGUAAGUUUCGUUCCUGCUCCGCUACAUCCCAGUAUUGCAAAGAUUUGCAUUGAAAUGAAGAAGCAUAUGGUUACUGCAAGUUAUAUAUCACCGGCCAUGAGAGACUUGGAUGAAAAGGCAAAGGAAGCAGGCAUAGCCAUAUUGAAUGAAAUAGGACUUGAUCCCGGUAUCGAUCAUUUGUCGACAAUGAAAGUAAUCGAUGAAGUUAAAUCGGGAGGUGGUGAGAUAACCUCUUUUAUCUCAUGGUGUGGUGGCUUACCAGCACCAGAGUAUUCCAACUUGCCGUUGAGUUACAAGUUUAGUUGGUCACCAUGUGGUGUGUUGACUGCCGCCUUGAACGAUGCUCGAUUUUGGAUGAUGGGAAAAGUGCAUAACAUUCCGGGAUCAGAUCUAUUAAAGAACCACUUUCCAAAUGUUCCAAUCUACAAUGGCUUUGCUUUUGAGGGUCUGGCUAAUCGAGAUUCGUUGACGUAUGUCGAUACUUAUGGCUUGGCUCCAAUAGAGAAUAAGCGGGCAAUGUUUCGUGGAACUUUGCGAUACAAGGGAUUCUCCGAUUUAAUGUACUCUUUUGUUAAUAUCGGGUUGUUGGAUUCGAGUGAGAUGACCAGACAAAUUGAUAACUGGACAGACUUUCUAGAUUAUUUGUUAUUCGAUAAAUCUAAUGUGAACAAUCCAAACAAUGAAUCCAGAAUUGACGCAAUAGCGGACAAGUUAAAGCUAUCAAAAGACCACGAAAUGCUUGAGAACGUAAUCGAUACUCUAACAUGGUUAUCCCUGUUUCCCACGUCGUCCUCUAGCACGCAAGCGUCUUCAUUUCCAAAUGUCAAGACACCAAUCGAUGCUUUCUGUUUCUUGCUACAAAACAAGCUCGCAUACAAUAAAGGAGAGACCGAUCUGGUAGUGCUCCAUCACGAAUUUGGAGUCAAGAAUAAACAAGGCCUUGAGGAAAUACGUACAUCAACACUGGUUGAAUAUGGUACUCCUGGUGGAUACACUGCUAUGGCAAGGACAGUUGGGCUACCAGCUGCAAUGGCUGUUGAGAUGAUACUUCGAGAUAAAAUCAAAGAGUGUGGAGUAUUAUCUCCCACGUCUCCGUAUAUUUAUAAGACGAUAUUAGAGAAUUUAGACUCUCAAGGAGUAAGAAUCAUAGAGAAUACUAGGAUCAGAGGAAUGGCAUCAAGUUUAAGUUGGAGCGGAAGUGGAAUAUGGGAAUGCUGA